Messenger RNA from Theobroma cacao (cacao), 3446 nucleotides. RefSeq names its product pyruvate, phosphate dikinase, chloroplastic-like. The record is from RefSeq and is a predicted model, not a curated record. NCBI's taxonomy places the organism in Eukaryota, Viridiplantae, Streptophyta, Magnoliopsida, Malvales, Malvaceae. Gene Ontology annotation, molecular function: kinase activity; ATP binding; pyruvate, phosphate dikinase activity. Gene Ontology annotation, biological process: pyruvate metabolic process; phosphorylation.
ACAAAACCAUGAGCGCUCCAAGGUUCUGCCAAGGAAAACCUCUUCCAUCGUCAUCUACAACGAUGUAUAAAGAUAUGCAUUUAAAAGUGAAAAAAUUAGGGAAAAAAAAAAAAGACCAGGAUUGUCUCUAUGAACUUAAGAUGAAGUGACUCAACAAGCAAACCGGGGCAAUUCAAACCAGGAGGCGAGAAAAAUGAAGAACAAAAACUGCAAUGCUCACUUCCUAGUUGCUGAGUGCUGGCUGAAGUAUGCAUGAAAGUCUGCUGCAAAUUGACCUGUCUAAUACCAACAGAUUCCCACAGGAUUAAAAAAAAAAAAGGAGCUGAUGAAGGGAUAUACCUAUAUAGAUGCAAUGGUCCCAUGGCAUAGAUGGUGACUCUGACACUAUCAAGUCACUUGUUCAUAGUAUAAAAGAGACUUUAGUCGUUUGACAGUCUUAACACUUUGGCAUAUGACAUUGAGGAUUGAGUGUUUCAGUAGCAUAUCCCUGGGCUAGAAUUUUUGCCACCCUAUUGAAGCUAUCCUCUCUUUUAUUUCGUUUUACCUGUACGGUCAGCUGAAGAUUCAAUCAUUCAAGUGGUUUAACUUGGUUGGAUUCUUUGCAGAGUCGGACUGACCAUCAUGGUGAUCGGGCAGCGGCGGGUGUUCACCUUUGGCAAAGGAAGGAGUGAAGGCAACAAGGGCAUGAAGUCCUUGUUGGGGGGCAAGGGAGCAAACCUGGCAGAGAUGGCCAGCAUUGGAUUAUCAGUGCCCUCUGGGUUCACCAUAUCAACUGAAGCAUGCCAGGAGUAUCAGCAGAAUGCCAAGAGACUACCAGAGGGACUAUGGGAAGAGAUACUGGAAGGCUUGAAAACUGUGGAGGAGGACAUGGGAGCUUUUCUUGGUGACCCUUCCAAGCCACUUCUCCUUUCUGUCCGCUCUGGUGCAGCGAUUUCAAUGCCUGGCAUGAUGGACACUGUCCUGAAUCUUGGACUAAAUGACAAUAUGGUUGCUGGUUUGGCUGCAAAAAGUGGAGAGCGCUUUGCUUAUGAUUCUUAUCGACGAUUCCUAGACAUGUUUGGGGAUGUUGUUAUGGGCAUUCCACACUCCUCAUUUGAGGAGAAGAUAGCAAGGAUGAAGCAACUGAGAGGGGUUGAGCUUGACACUGAGCUAACUGAAUCUGAUCUUAAGGAGCUGGUGGAGCAGUACAAGAAUGUAUAUCUCACAGUCAAGGGUGAAGAGUUUCCUUCGGAUCCAAAGAAGCAGUUACAGUUGGCUGUUAAAGCAGUUUUCAAUUCUUGGGAUAGCCCAAGGGCCAUUAAAUAUCGGAGCAUUAACAAAAUAAGUGGGUUGAAAGGAACAGCAGUAAACAUCCAAUGCAUGGUGUUUGGAAACAUGGGAGACACUUCAGGGACAGGUGUUCUGUUCACUAGGAAUCCAAGCACUGGUGAAAAGAAGCUUUAUGGGGAAUUUUUAGUCAAUGCACAGGGAGAGGAUGUGGUUUCCGGAAACAGAACCCCAGAAGACUUGGAUACCAUGAAAAGUCACAUGCCUGAACCUUACAAAGAACUUGUUAUGAACUGCAAAAUUCUUGAGCAACAUUACAAAGAUAUGAUGGAUAUUGAAUUCACGGUACAAGAAAAUAGGUUAUGGAUGUUACAAUGUCGAUCAGGGAAGCGUACUGGAAAAGGUGCAGUGAAGAUAGCUGUAGACAUGGUUAAUGAAGGGCUUGUUGACACUCGAACUGCAAUUAAGAUGGUAGAGCCGCGUCAUCUUGACCAACUUCUUCAUCCUUGGUUCGAAGAUCCAUCUUCUUACAAAGACAAGGUGGUUGCUGUGGGCUUGCCUGCUUCUCCUGGAGCAGCAGUAGGGCAGAUUGUGUUCAAUGCUGAGGAUGCGGAAGAAUGGGAUGCUGAAGGAAAGAGUGUCAUCUUGGUAAGGACAGAGACCAGCGCAGAGGAUGUUGGAGGCAUGCAUGCAGCUGCUGGUAUCUUGACAGCUAGAGGUGGCAUGACAUCUCACGCAGCUGUUGUAGCACGUGGAUGGGGAAAGUGCUGUGUUGCUGGCUGUUCUGAUAUACAAGUAAAUGACAUUGAGAAGGUUCUUGUGAUCGGGAAAAUGAUGCUUAAAGAAGGAGAAUGGCUCUCUGUCAACGGGGCAACGGGUGAAGUGAUCCUGGGAAAACAGCCUCUCUCUCCUCCGGUAUUAAGUGUUGAUUUGGAAACAUUUAUGUCAUGGGCUGAUGAAAUUAGGCACCUUAAGGUUAUGGCAAAUGUUGAUACGCCUGAAGAUGCACUGACUGCAAGAAAGAAUGGUGCCCAGGGGAUUGGUCUUUGUAGGACAGAACAUAUGUUUUUCGCUUCAGAGGAGAGGAUAAAGGCUGUGAGAAUGAUGAUCAUGGCAGUAACACCUAAACAGAGGGAAGCAGAACUAGAGCUGUUGCUUCCUUAUCAAAGAUCUGAUUUUGAGGGAAUUUUCAAGGCAAUGGAUGGCCUUCCUGUAACAAUCCGAUUGCUGGACCCUCCACUUCAUGAGUUUCUUUCCAAGGGUGAUGCAGAACAGAUAGUAUACGAAUUAGCUUCAGAGACUGGCUUGAGCAAAGAAGAAGUUCUCUCAAAAAUCGAGAAGCUAUCAGAAGUUAAUCCCAUGCUUGGUUUGAGGGGCUGCAGGUUAGGAAUAUCCUCUCCUGAGCUUACUCAGAUGCAAGUGCGGGCAAUCUUUCAGGCUGCUGUCUCAGUAAGCAACCAAGGAGUUAAAGUACUUCCUGAGAUAAUGGUCCCACUAGUAGGAGCACCAGAGGAACUAGGACACCAAGUCUGUUUAAUCCACAGUGUUGCAAACGAAGUCUUCUCUGAGAUGGGUUUUUCCAUAAGCUAUAAAGUUGGGACAAUGAUUGAGAUCCCCAGAGCUGCCCUGGUUGCUGAUGAAAUUGCCAUGGAAGCAGAAUUCUUCUCCUUUGGAACCAAUGAUCUGACACAAAUGACGUUUGGGUUUUCUCGAGAUGAUGUAGGCAAAUUUCUUCCUUUGUACUUAUCAGAAGGCAUCUUACAAAGUGAUCCAUUUGAGGUACUCGAUCGGAAAGGUGUAGGCCAACUUAUUAAGAUUGCAGUGGAGAAAGGACGGCAAGCCAGGCCUGGCCUAGAGGUUGGAAUAUGCGGGGAACAUGGUGGGGAGCCUUCUUCCAUUGCAUUCUUUGCAGAGGCUGGAUUUGACUAUGUUUCAUGUUCGCCAUUCAGGGUUCCCAUUGCAAGGCUAGCAGCAGCUCAAGUUGCUCUCUGAGCACCAUUCCAAGAACAACUCAGCUCCUUCCACUUUUGUCAAUAUAGAUCAGUCAUGGAUGAUAUUGUGCAAAAAUAAUACCAUAGUACUAAGAAAUCAUGCACAUUUUUGUAAAUAGGAAGAAUCUGCCAUGGUAAUGUUGUGUUGAAAUGUAUAAAAAAAUAAUACAAGCACUCUCUCUUUGUGGA